AGUGAAAAUAAAGUCCAUUGGAAACUUUAAGUGUACAACAUUUUUGAUUUCGAAACAAUUUGUGUUGUACAACCUAUCGUUCGGGUCUUAAUGCAGGUAUUAGUUUAUACCUGUCCACCAACUGCUGUCGUCGAUGUGUUUGAGUCAUCAAACAUAAUAUGUUGCUUCGGCAAGAGCGAAGAGCAUAAUACAAGUGAGAAAGCUCAAAUGGUGUAUAGAAGGUUUAUUCUGUUGCGACUGUUGGAACUUGACUCUCAUCGUACCUUUGUGCCAUUCAGCAGCACUCCGAACCUCACUCCAAACUAAUAUGACUGGUUUACCUGCUAGCGCAAGGCAAGCUCACUUGAGACUAACCUUUUAGUAUAGUGUUGUGCAGUGAGUGGAAUAGUCGUAUGGUUUCCGAUCGUUACACGGUUCGUUCAGUUGGUUCGAAGUUGUUUUCAAAUUGUUGGUCUCGUUGUGCCACCUCCCUCAGAAAAUGGCACACCAGCAACUGGAAAGCACGGUUUGCAAAUGCAUGGAUUAGGCGGGGGUCCACCAGAUCCAUUCUUCAUUUUGUUUGUAGCAUACCAGAAUCAUCAACUGGCUCUGGAGCAACUUCACGCAUUCGAAUUGUAAAUUGUUCGGGGCAUUAUGCGCCCGAUGCCAAAUAGUUAGUUAUGUUAGUAACGGUGACUGGUGGCGAAAUUUAGGAGAAUAGAAAAUGAGCAAUUGACCAAUCUAUUAGUUAGCUUCUUCAGUGACCAGUGGGUGGUUGCAUUGUUAGGAGUGGAGCCUAUUUACGCGUGUUUGAAUCUUCAGCAGCCACACGCUGAUGGGCUGGUAGCAAUUAUCCAAUUCUUGCGCUAUGGUAUUGUUUGCAAAUUCGAUUCAACCUUUCUAUCAGUUCGUAAAUUAGUCAGUGUUGGGUUGGUACAGCAUCCAAGGUAUUGACGUUGGGAGAAGAUUGCAGGAAACCCACUUAGCGAUCAGAAUACCACCAAGUGAUCACAUCGAGGGUAAUGCGUCUCUGCGGUUCGAAAACAGUGUGGUUAACUGUAAAAACUGCCAUUGAUAGUGCGGUAUGAGAAACUUUAAUCUUAGAAUAUAUGACGGCAUACUAAAAGUUUACUGAAAUGAUAUAAUGCGUUGGUUUUUUAUUCACAUGAAAUGAAUAUACCUUUAUGCCAAAAAAUCGAAAGUCUACCAAACACAUUAAGGCAGUUCAAGCUGGAAAGAAGAGUGACUCAAGCGAAAAAAGUGGAUAAACAAAUAACUUCAAAAGGGAGACUCGAAAAAAUGUGAUCUCAAUUUUGACAUCUCUGUGCAAGGCUGUAGAGUGCGUUCGCUGGAAGAUUAAUCAUAAUUCAGAGUGUGCCCUGCACAAGUGUAGGUUAGUGCCGUGCUCGAGAGCUGUGUGUUAAAAAAAAUCACACGAGUUGAGUUGAGUUGAUCAACGAUCGCUCGAAACCAUUGCAAACGCCGAUCAGCAUGAACUGAAACCGGGUCAACAUGAACGCAAUGGCAACGACAAAUCGUAACCGUAAAAAUAUUCUCACCCUGAAUGGUACCGGUGGCAUAACCGGAGUUCACCUGCAUCAUAAUCACCAUAACCAUCAUCAUCAGCAGCAGCAACAGCAGCAGUUGGCGCAACCGCAGCAUCCGGUUCAGGAUGGAGCUGGUACGAUACAAACAGAAGGACUUCCCAAACCGUUCGUGUCCGCUAUGCGCACGUUGUUUGAUAUAAUGGACGAUCAAAAAACCGGUUUCGUCAAGUUGUCCGACAUCGAAAAUCGUUGGCAGGACGACGGCUCCAAAGGUCUGCCACGGGGAGUAAUUGAUAGUUUGCGUAAGGUAACGCCUCCGAAUGGGUUGCUUUCAUUUGAUCGUUUCUGCAACGGAUUAAAAAUCUGCUUGCUUCGCAAUCAAACUGAGUCCAAAAGAACCAGUAGACUCUCGACAGAUUCGGAAAAAUUGCCCCUUUCCCCGACGAAACUUUCCGUUCGUCCACCAUCGGCACCACUGUUGGAUUUAGAUACCAUUACGAAACCCUCGUGGAAUAGCAACAGUACCAAUACGGCAACUGUUCGGCCCAACAACGCGAUGCCAGUCUUGAAAACACUCAGUAUGCCCCAGCUAAGUCCGGAUAAUGACCUAGAUCUGGUUCUGGAGUCUCCACCAAUCAUCUUACCAGGGGCGUUCGGUCCACCUAAACCGCCUCGAGUGGCACUGAAUCUUGAGCGGUCUCAGCAAAGCUCCAACAUCGAUAAGGCGGAAAUUCGCAACGCACUCCAGAACUGGCAAAUGUCUUUACUCAUGAACGAAUCAGACAAAACACUCCGUCCGACACGCGGACCUGCUGACGGUCAAAUUGAUCUCUCGAAUACAAGUUCAUCACCCUUGUUGGGUGUGCACACAACCGGUCUGUACCAGAAAAAAGUUAGUGGAAGCGGUGGAAGCAGCAACCGACGACGGGAACCGCGAAGACACACGCUGCAGAACGGCGUCGAUUACAAUAUGCUCAAACGACUGAAGCAGAUUGAACAGGAGAAAGAUAUCCUGCUGCAGGGACUGACGGCGGUGGAGAAAGCUCGCGACUGGUAUCUGAAGCAGCUGUCGAUUGUGCAGGACAAAAUCAAAUAUCUCGGACAAUCCGGGACGCACAUGGAAACCUGGACCGAGGCUCACCAGGAACGGUUAGACCUCCAGCGAGCACGUGUUUUCGAGGUGAACCGUCAUCUGAUGACACUGGCUGAAAGCUGGGAACGUGGCGGUUUUCCAAUACACAUGAAUCUUGCGCUCCGUCCACCUGGUGCGAUGCGCUUCCAUGACUCGCAUCAACGUGGCCAAGUUCAAUCCCAGACAGCAGCAGGCACUUCGGGCGGUGGGCAGUCGCAUCAGCAGACGGAACUAGUUCAACGGUUACAGCAACAAAACGUGCAACUAGCAGAGGAAGUUAACCAGAAGAACGAGAAGCUUUCACUGUUGGAGCGAGAAAAGUCAUCGCUGAUAAGGGAACUGCUGCAACUGCAGAGAGCCAACCGUGCCAACAGUAUGACCUCAAAUACGGACGAGAUGGUUUUUUAACGGAAACAGGAGUAACAGAAAUAGGAUCUUAUAUUUGCCAUCGUAGAUUUCGUAUGUGUUUUUAUUCGAGUUACAAUCGCGCUAGUCAGUAGCAGAUUUUUUAAUAAAAAAAAUGAAUUAAAUCAAAAAUUGAAACGACGAGAAUUACUGUUCUGUAGUUUAUCGAGAGCUGUUUUGUAACGAUGUUGCAUGCAUUUAUGUAUUGUUGUCAUAGAAUAAAUGAUAUGUAGUACAUUAAAAUGAGCAUUCCAUUGGCAUUGGGGCAAUACUCCCAUCCAAUAAAUUAUGGAUCGUUAUCUAGUUUAGUUUCGAUUGUAUCAUAAACCAUGUGAAUCCACUACGGAAGGGAGAGUCUCUAUAAAGCCUACGAAGAGGGAGGCUGAUUGACAAAAAAGUAGAUGAAACAAUUCGAGAAAAUAUCGACUGUUGCAAAACUAAACACUUGCGAAUAAUAUAUCCUCGAACCAGAACUAGAACCUUCCAAAGCCUAAAACUGUUUUGUUUAUUUAACUACUGUGAUUAUGCAAUGAACACAUCGCGCCAUACAUGCAUACUUUGCAAGACCGUUGUGCUGUUAUUUUUGCCUUAUUUUGGGCCUUAUUUCGCAAGUAACCAUCCUCAAACCAUCUCCGAAGAAGAUAUUAUGCAAAAAGACGGUGUCAUAUUUUAUCGAGCCAUCUGACCGAUGAUAUA
Molecule: messenger RNA, 3759 nt
Organism: Malaya genurostris
Lineage: Eukaryota; Metazoa; Arthropoda; Insecta; Diptera; Culicidae
Product: suppressor APC domain-containing protein 2
Exons: 3
Coding region: 1492-3066 (524 amino acids)
Source: RefSeq, a predicted model, not a curated record